This is a messenger RNA of Micropterus dolomieu (smallmouth bass), 2661 nucleotides long. It is a transcript of the gene gata2a, whose product is annotated as GATA binding protein 2a. NCBI's taxonomy places the organism in Eukaryota, Metazoa, Chordata, Actinopteri, Centrarchiformes, Centrarchidae. Bases 409 to 1794 code for a protein of 461 amino acids. The transcript is spliced from 6 exons. Gene Ontology annotation, cellular component: nucleus. Gene Ontology annotation, molecular function: DNA-binding transcription factor activity, RNA polymerase II-specific; RNA polymerase II cis-regulatory region sequence-specific DNA binding; zinc ion binding. The record is from RefSeq and is a predicted model, not a curated record. Gene Ontology annotation, biological process: negative regulation of transcription by RNA polymerase II; positive regulation of transcription by RNA polymerase II; positive regulation of miRNA transcription.
CACACGCAGCUCUCUGCCCGGCGAUCAGACUGAGAGCGCCGGUUGUUCAGUGUUGUCUCGACAUCAUCUUUAAAAAGCAGGGCUGGCCUGGACACCUUUCUCGAUCGGUCGUUUAUUUUGCGCCGUUAUUUCGGAGAUGAGCGCCGCUCUGGGCGGUGAAUCCCAUGGACUCACUUUCUCUGGUUUGACUCAGAAAGCGCAGCCACUCUGCUCCCAUGUAAAACUGAAGCAGGUAUAACGAAGGAGAACGGGUUGUUUAAGGAUUCUUUUUCUGAAGUAAAUAAACACAGCCGAGAUUUUCACAGCCCAGGAACUAUAUUGUAAGGAGGAUUAAACUUCCACUUGGAGGCAAACGUAGCCCAAAAGUAGCCAAACACACAGAGAGGAAAGGAGACGGCCAGCUCAGCCAUGGAGGUCGCAGCGGCUGAUCAGUCUCGGUGGAUGGCGCACCAUCACGCAGUGCUGAACGGCCAGCACCCGGACUCUCACCACCACAGUCUGAGCCACAACUACAUGGAGCCCAUGGCGCCUUUACUGCCCCAGGAUGAAGUUGACAUGUUUCUGAACCACUUGGACUCUCAAGGGAACCCCUACUACACCAACUCCCGGGCAAGGGUCACAUACAGCCAAGCACACGCUCGCCUCGCUGGGAACCAGGUUUGCCGACCACACCUCAUCCACAGCCCCGGCAUUCCCUGGUUGGACCCCGGGAAAGCAGCCCUGUCCGCUGCCCACCACCAUAACGCAUGGGCGGUCAGCCACUUCAGCAAACCCGGCCUGCACCCCAGCGGCUCCGGCUACCCUUGCAGCAGCAGCACCGGCACUGCUCCGGUUUCGUCGCUCACUCCCGCGUCCCACUCCAGCCCGCACCUCUACAGUUUCCCCCCCACCCCCCCGAAAGACGUGUCUCCAGACCCCGGCCCUACCUCUCCGACCUCUACCUCGACCAGGAUGGACGAGAAGGAGUCGAUCAAGUACCAGGUGCAGCUGACGGACGGCAUGAAAAUGGAGAGCUGUAGUCCCCUCCGCAGCGGCCUGGCCUCGAUGAACAGUCAGGCAGCCACGCAUCACCCCAUCCCGACCUAUCCGGCCUAUCCUCUGCAUACACCCCACGAGUACAGCGGCAGUCUCUUCCACCCUGGCAGCCUGCUCGGCGGGUCCUCCUCCAGCUUUACGCCCAAAUGCAAAAGCAAAGCCAGGUCGAGCUCAGAACUAUAUGCAGAGGGCCGUGAAUGUGUAAAUUGUGGCGCCACCUCCACCCCUCUGUGGCGACGGGAUGGUACCGGCCACUACCUGUGCAACGCCUGUGGCCUGUACCACAAGAUGAACGGCCAGAACCGACCACUCAUCAAGCCCAAGCGUAGACUGUCCGCUGCUAGACGUGCAGGCACCUGCUGUGCAAACUGCCAGACCACCACCACCACCCUGUGGAGGCGCAACGGGAACGGAGACCCGGUGUGUAACGCCUGCGGCCUUUACUUUAAACUGCACAAUGUCAACAGACCCCUGACCAUGAAGAAAGAAGGCAUCCAGACGCGCAACCGCAAGAUGUCCAGCAAGUCCAAGAGGAACAAACGAGCAGGGGACGGCUUCGAUGAGCUAUCCAAGUGCAUGCAGGACAAGGCCUCUCCCUUUGGCAGUGCACACGGCCUCACCAGCCACAUGACCCACAUGGGUCACCUGCCCCCCUUCAGCCACUCUGGACACAUGCUGCCUACUCCCACGCCCAUUCACCCUUCAUUCGGUCACCCCCACCACUCCAAUCGCUCGCCAGUCUGGGCUGAACCUCACUGAGGCCCCCCACACCCACCAACCCAGAACUCCUCUGCCUGUAGGAGCCGCCACAUUGCCAUUAACACUAAAUGGCCUCCACAUCACGUCGUAAGCUGAGCAGACUUUUUGCGUCAUGUACAGUGGUUGGAGGGGAGAGACUUUCAGUUGGACUUAUUGACUGAAGGUCACGUCAUGCCUGACCUCACCGAUGGGACGCUGCAGAGCAGGACUUUAGCAGACUUUGUGAAGAGCUAAUGUGACGAGGGGUUUGUUAGUCCCUGGCUGAGGCUUGCAGGAACGGAGUGAAUGGAGACGCUUGUCAUUCUUUUUGCUUAUUUUUACUAAGUCACUUUGGUACCCACCUCUCCUUGACCCUGUAACAGGAGACUCUCGAGAGGUCUGCUAUGAGAACCGCUGUUUUCCCCUCAAGGCCAUCUCAUUAUAUACUGAGAUACGUGCACCCCGUCCAUCCCCAGGCUGUCGUCCACGUUUGCUGUGGACAGACAGACAAACUCUUCAGUGUUGGAAGUCUUAAGACUGGCCGACAGCUACAGCACCCGUCAGAUGCAGAUUACCCACAAACCUGUGCUGUCCUCACAUGCUGGAUUGUACACCACCACAGCGUUCACCUGUUUUUAAUAAUGGACUUUUAUGGAAAAAAGACACAGUAAAUAGAGUGUUUAUAAAUGCUUAAUUGCUAUUAUUGCUGGUAUAUUUGAUGUUAUAAUUAUUGCUACGAUAAUUUAUUUUCACUCUAAGCUUUCGUCAAAGACACAUGGAAACUGUUAUGAUUUUAAUUUCAUGGUUAUUAUGUUAAGAAAAACACUGACCUAUCUUAGAUAAAAAAAAAAGUCCCUGAGCUGUACGUUUUUAUCAUUUUUCCAUCUC